Molecule: messenger RNA, 3096 nt
Organism: Trachymyrmex septentrionalis
Lineage: Eukaryota; Metazoa; Arthropoda; Insecta; Hymenoptera; Formicidae
Gene: Ppi1
Exons: 2
Coding region: 247-3021 (924 amino acids)
Source: RefSeq, a predicted model, not a curated record
CAUUCGUCAAAUAAUUAUUUUCGAUUCGUCGUUAUGGCAACUAUCUGACAACUAGAAAUGUCAAUUGACCUGUUGAUGCGCGCGCGGAGAGAUUGUUCGAUUUUAGACCCGAAACUCUCUCAAAAUUAAUGGCGCAAUCCGUACCGACACAUCGUUAACGUCAAUCCGAAGUCCACUUUCUAAAUUUGUCGUGUGGCGCUGACAACUUGCACGUAUCUUCAUUUCUGCGUUCGAUUUCUGCCCGAAAUGGCCUUGAAGAAAAAUGUGUCGAUAUUAGAAGGAGAACAAUUGUACAUGCUUGAAAUUCUUAUUGAUCAUCUAAGUCUAUGUUCCGAAAAAGCCGUUAGUAAUGAAGGGUGCGAUUUGAUGAUACGUAUAGGUUUCGUCGAUCUUAAACCUAUCGACAUCAUCGCUCAGGAAUCAAUCAAGGUUAAUGACGAAAGUACUAGCAGUAAGGAAAAUGGAUUUUCUAAUAAGUACAUCAGUUGCGAAGGCAAGACAUGUCUGCUCAUCCGGACACCGAGCAAUUUAAUACGAUCUGUAAAAUCGACUCCUCUAAGCAUUGAAGUGUACAGGAUUUCUCUCGAGGAGAAUCAUAAUUCGCCGGAUGAUGCUAGAUUCGUUCUCUUUUGCGCAGCAACGGCAUUUUUGCCAAAAGGUUUUUGCGAUCGGAUAACUGCGGCCAAGAACAAGAUAGAUGGACUAUCAAAAUUGUACGCGUUGACAAAAAUUUACACUUUGACCGAUGAACAUGGGAAUCCAUGCGGUUCUAUAUCCACGUGCAUGAGGUUGUCGUGUUUUGGAAGCUCCAUUAUAAAUCAUCUUGUGCUUCGCGAAAAGUCAUUCAUACUUGGAGGAUUUCCUCUCGGUUGGGAGCUUUCUUGCCCGAAACUGUCCGAUGAAAGUGAACACAACGAGAGAUACAUGAAAAAAUGUAACAACAAUACGUCAUUAUUGUACAAAAUUCUCGAUCCUACAUAUUCAAAAUUAUACGACCAGGAUGAUCGUACAGAGACAGGACCUGUGUUGACGAGACCGGAAUCGCCACCUCGCAUAUCAAUGAAUCAACCAGGAUUCGAAAAAUUAACGAGCGCCGAGAAAUUAAACGAUCACAAGUACCGUAGUUUAAUUUACGAGAUCUAUCACGACGAGCCGACUUGUUCGUGUCUACCGACGGACCAAUCGACGCAUCCAAUGAUGUGUCGUUCUGGAUGUGUCCGUUCUUGUUGCAUGGCUUUAAGAAAUCCCGAGUCUCUUAAAAAGUUUCCAUCGCUCGCUACGCUUGCUUCCGAUAAUUUUUAUUUAAAAUCAGACGUGGAGCAAAACAUGACCUAUCGUAACUCUACGAGGCUAAGGGGCGGUGAAGACUCCGAAGAUAAUUAUUCGAACAAAGCUUCAUGGGACGAAGGAUACACGUGGCAUGAGAAUGAUAUUAAUUUAAAAAAUCGUAUGAUGGGUGGAAGUGAUUACGGUGCAUCGGCCCGCGUGCUUUCCGAAGCAACGACCGUCAUAUAUGAAAAAAGCAAGAAAACGGGUGCUAACUCGUCCUGCAGAUCUCGGUCGAGAACAGCGGACAGGAUUAAAGGGACAGACUGCAUUUGUGCAGGGACUUGUGCGUCGGCUUGGAAAACAAAUGCGUCUAAAUGCACGAAAAAACCGUGUGUGGGUGCAGAUUGUAUGAUUCGCGCCUUCAAAGAGGUCCAAGAAUUCGUAGACUCUCUCGGCAAGGUGCCAGGUAUGGAGGGUCUUGGCUUGAUGGAUCCAUCCGAAAGUCCUUAUUUCGGCCGAGACAUACAGUGGGAUUACACCAUUCAAGAAAUAGCAAACGAGAGAAAACGAGGAUAUCCCAUUUCAGCAUCGCCAGGUGUGCCAACAGUUCAGUGUCCCGCACCUUGCAAUACACAGAUUGUUCCAGGACGCUCUGGUGUUGUACGCGAGGCGAUACCGUCAUUACCGGAAACGAUGUCGCACUCGGUCGCCGUCAAGCCAUCAAAAAAGAAGGAGAAUAAGAAGGAAGAGAAAUUGGAAAAGCAGAAGGAGCUGGACGUUACAACCUCCGCGCCGGUAGACGCGGUCGACGUUGGUCCUUGCGGUGAACCGAAAUGCAAAUCUCGCCGGAAGAAAAGGGAUGAUCGAACGAUACCGGAGGACAAUGAUGAAUCAAAGACAAAGCCAAUACAGACAUUGCCGCCUGGUAUCAUCGCUGCGAAAGCUGUUGGCAAAUUAAUCGAGAAGGGACGAUAUCCGAAGGGUAAGCCAGGUCCGAGUGGUGAUCGUGGUAGGGGGGGAGCUAUCAAGAUCAGCAGACGAGUGAUGCGAUACGUUUAUUCUAUUGGCGACGUCUAUCCUGGGACUAAUUACGGUCAUAAGAAUUGCAUCGAUCCACGAUUUAGGGUGCCGGCUAACAUGGGCUGGCUGUGGAAUACGAGAGCAACGGGAGACAAGCUGAAGCCGCGAAUCGGCUGGAAACCAGGCGCGAUCGGGCGUUAUUUGAAUGAAUUGCUAAAGGCAGCGAAGGGAGCUUCUAUGGAGGAUUAUCGGGCAAGAUCGAUAACCUCGCGCGACACCGUGCGACCACGCGGCAAGGUGUACAAAAGCAUGAGCUACGUGACCGCGCCAGUGACGAAGAAGGAGAAAGAGAGCGAGGAGGACGCGGAACCGCCACCGACCCUGCACAUUCACCGUAAGGAUGGCACGUACUACGUGACGAUGUACCCGAUCAGGCAGGAGACGACCACGAAUGUAUCGCGGCUGGACGAGCCGAUGAAGCCGCUGCAGUUUAAGAUAGCGCGCAACAAGGAUGACGCCUCCGUCGCGUCGAGCUCCACGGCGUCGGACAUGGAAAUCGAAUUCUCGCCGCCGGCGGCGGUCAACAGGUACCGCAAGAAGCCCGACGUGAUUCACGUGGACACCCAGGUCAGGCAGCAGGAGAUUCUCGAUGCGUACAAGCUGGCGGACGAAGAAGAAAGGCCGAAGACGAAGGAGAAGAAAAACAAGAAGGAAAAGAAGGGAAAGAAGUAACGAAGCCAUCUUCCCUUUUCUUCUCCUUUCGCUCAUUAAACCCCCCCCCCCCCCCUCCAGCACGGGAUCAUGAAA